Molecule: messenger RNA, 1773 nt
Organism: Lipotes vexillifer (Yangtze River dolphin)
Lineage: Eukaryota; Metazoa; Chordata; Mammalia; Artiodactyla; Lipotidae
Gene: PES1
Product: pescadillo ribosomal biogenesis factor 1
Exons: 15
Coding region: 1-1773 (590 amino acids)
Biological process (GO): maturation of LSU-rRNA from tricistronic rRNA transcript (SSU-rRNA, 5.8S rRNA, LSU-rRNA); ribosome biogenesis
Cellular component (GO): nucleolus; PeBoW complex
Molecular function (GO): RNA binding
Source: RefSeq, a predicted model, not a curated record
AUGGGAGGCCUGGAGAAGAAGAAGUAUGAACGAGGCUCUGCUACCAACUAUAUCACCCGAAACAAAGCCCGGAAGAAGCUGCAGCUGAGCCUGGCCGACUUCAGGCGGCUGUGCAUCCUGAAGGGCAUUUAUCCCCAUGAACCCAAACACAAGAAGAAGGUCAACAAGGGCUCCACAGCAGCCCGAACCUUUUACCUUAUCAAAGACAUCAGAUUCCUUCUCCAUGAACCCAUUGUCAACAAGUUCCGGGAGUAUAAGGUGUUCGUCCGGAAGCUGCGGAAGGCCUAUGGGAAGAGUGAGUGGAACACGGUGGAGCGGCUGAAGGACAACAAGCCCAACUACAAGCUCGACCACAUCGUCAAGGAGCGGUACCCCACGUUCAUAGAUGCCCUGCGGGACCUGGACGACGCCCUCUCCAUGUGCUUCCUCUUCUCCACCUUCCCACGGACCGGCAAGUGCCACGUGCACACCAUCCAGCUGUGCCACCGGCUGGCCGUGGAGUUCAUGCACUACGUCAUCGCCGCCCGUGCCCUGCGCAAGGUCUUCCUGUCCAUCAAAGGCAUUUACUACCAGGCCGAGGUGCUGGGCCAGCCCAUCGUGUGGAUCACGCCCUACACCUUCUCCCACGAUCACCCAACAGACGUGGACUACAGGGUCAUGGCCACCUUCACCGAGUUCUACACUACCCUGCUGGGGUUUGUCAACUUCCGCCUCUACCAGUCGCUUAACCUGCACUACCCUCCCAAGCUUGAGGGUCAGGCCCAUGCAGAAGCGAAGGCCAGCGAGGACACCUACGCUUUGGACUCCGAGAGCUCUAUGGAGAAACUGGCCUCUCUCAGUGCCAGUCUGGCCCGUGUGGUGGUGCCUGUGGAGGAGGAGGAAGCCGAGGUGGAUGAGUUUCCUGGUGAUGGGGGGGGGAGGGAGAUGGUGGCGCAGGAGGACUGCAGGAAGGAGCUGGAGGCUCAGGAAAAGCACAAGAAGCUCUUCGAGGGCCUGAAGUUCUUCCUGAACCGUGAGGUGCCCCGGGAGGCCCUGGCCUUUGUCAUCAGGAGUUUUGGAGGGAACGUGUCCUGGGACAAAUCUCUGUGCAUUGGGGCCACAUAUGACGUCACAGACUCUGGUAUCACCCACCAGAUUGUCGACCGGCCUGGGCAACAGACCCCUGUCAUCGGCAGGUACUACGUGCAGCCCCAAUGGGUGUUUGACUCCGUGAACGCCCGGCUCCUCCUCCCUGUGGCAGACUACUUUCCCGGGGUGCAGCUGCCUCCACACCUCUCGCCCUUCGUGUCAGAGAAGGAAGGCGAUUACGUGCCCCCUGAGAAGCUGAAGUUGCUGGCCCUGCAGCGGGGGGAGCACCCAGGAAAUUUGAAUGAAUCUGAAGAGGAGGAUGAGGAGGAAGAUGAUGAAGGCGAUGGUGAUGAAGAGGGAGGAAAAGAAGAGGAGGAGGAAGAAGACAAGGAGGCUGGUUCGGAAAGGGAGGAAGAGGCCCGACUGACGGCCCCGGAGGAGCCGAGGAUGGAGGGGAAGAAGCCCAAGGUGAUGGUGGGCACAGUGAAGCUGGAGGAUAAGCAGCGGCUGGCCCAGGAGGAGGACAGUGAGGCCAAGCGCCUGGCCAUAAUGAUGAUGAAGAAGCGGGAGAAGUACCUUUACAACAAGAUCAUGUUUGGCAAGAGGCGCAAAAUCCGCGAGGCCAACAAACUGGUGGAGAAGCGGAAAGCCCACGAUGAGGCUGCAAGGUCUGAGAAGAAGGCCAAGAAGGCAAGGCCGGAGUGA